AUGAAAUACUUGUGGUUAUUUCUCGUUUGGGGAAUUGCAUCAUGCGAGAAUGAUAUUAAUAUGAAGAAAGAUGUCACUGAUUUUCUGAAUGAUUUGUCAGUACGAACAUCAGAAGACAAUGUGGAUCAUUCAGCACAUCACAUGGAUCAUUCCUCACAUGGCAGCCAUACAAAUGCAGGUCAACAUGGAAAAGAUGAUCACUCCGGGCACCAUGACCAUGGAGCAGGCCAUCAUAUGAUGAUGAUGUGGUUUCAUGGAGGAUGCAAUGAGGUUAUUCUCUUCGAUUUUUGGAGAAUUGACUCGUGUUGCGGUCUCAUUCUUUCCUGCGUUGCUAUUUUUAUAAUGGGCGCGGCUUAUGAAGGUCUCAAAUGGUUCCGUAUUUAUUUGCAAAUUCAAUAUGGUCGUUGUGCAACUAAACAAAUUCCGGUUUCUGUAACUGCGAACAGUGCGUGUCAUAAGUCAUUAGAAGCGGGAAAUGGAGCAGAACCAUUAGUAAGCGCUCAUGGAAGAGCCAAUAUCGUAAAAGCACGCUCUGCAUUCUCCAUGCCACGGUUAAUUCAAGGAUCUUUAUAUGUCGUUCAACUUAUUUUGGCGUACUGGUUAAUGCUUAUUGUAAUGACUUACAAUUCAUGGCUCAGCAUAGCAGUUGUUCUGGGAGCCGGCUUCGGUCAUUGGCUGUUUGCCGUGUUAGAGCUUGACUCGGUUGAUGGAGCUGCAGCAGAUAGUUUUGCAACAGAUGCUUGCCACUAA
Caenorhabditis bovis is the source of this 750-nucleotide messenger RNA. The record is from the annotation of a GenBank genome assembly. Lineage: Eukaryota; Metazoa; Nematoda; Chromadorea; Rhabditida; Rhabditidae.